CGAUCAUCCUUCUCCAGACCGAAUCCAAGCAGUGGCACACAGCCUAGCUAGCUCUUGCUAGGUUCCUAGACCAUCGCCAUGAAUCCCACCAUGUCAUCCUCGCUGUGCACGUUCGCGGCGCUGGCUGGCUCCGCAGGGCGGCCGGGACGCCGGGCCGGCCAGAAGGGGGGCAACAAGAGGGCGGUGGCGCAGCCUCUCGCAGCUGGUGCCGUCACAGAGGCACCAGCAGCAGUUGUAGUAGCCCCGCCGGCACGCCCUGUCGUCACUGCCCCGCGUCGCCGGGAGGGGCGCACCGGGGGCUCCGGCACCGACCAGCUCGUUGCGUGGAAGAGCAUCCGGCAGGAGAGGUGGGAGGGCGCGCUCCAGGUGGAGGGAGAGCUGCCUCUCUGGCUGGAUGGCACGUACCUGAGGAACGGCCCGGGCCUAUGGGAUCUCGGGGACUACGGCUUCCGGCACCUGUUCGACGGCUACGCGACGCUGGUGCGCGUCUCCUUCCGCGACGGCCACGCCGUGGGCGCGCACCGGCAGAUCGAGUCGGAGGCGUACAAGGCGGCGCGGGAGCACGGCAAGGUGUGCUACCGCGAGUUCUCGGAGGUGCCCAAGCCGGAGGGCUUCAUGUCGCUCGUCGGCCAGAUCGCCAAGCUCUUCUCGGGCUCCUCCCUCACCGACAACUCCAACACCGGCGUCGUCAGGCUCGGCGACGGCCGCGUGCUCUGCCUGACGGAGACGGUGAAGGGGUCCAUCGUGGUGAACCCGGACACGCUGGACACGGUGAGCAAGUUCGAGUACGAGGACAAGCUGGGCGGGCUGAUCCACUCGGCGCACCCCAUCGUGAAUGACAACGAGUUCUGGACGUUGAUCCCCGACCUGAUCCGGCCCGGGUACGUGGUGGCGAAGAUGGACGCCGGGAGCAACGAGAGGAAGUUCGUGGGCAGGGUGGACUGCCGCGGCGGGCCGGCGCCCGGGUGGGUGCACUCGUUCCCGGUGACCGACAACUACGUGGUGGUGCCGGAGAUGCCGCUCCGGUACUGCGCCGCCAACCUCCUCCGCGCCGAGCCCACGCCGCUGUACAAGUUCCAGUGGCACCCCGAGUCCGGAAGCUACAUGCACGUCAUGUGCAAGGCCAGCGGCAAAGUGGUGGCGAGCGUGGAGGUUCCCCCGUUCGUGACGUUCCACUACAUAAACGCGUACGAGGAGAAGGACGAGGAGGGGCGGGUGACGGCCAUCAUCGCCGACUGCUGCGAGCACAACGCCGACACCUCCAUCCUCGACAACCUCCGCCUCCACAACCUCCGGAGCUUCACCGGCGAGGACGUCCUCACCGAUGCCAGGGUGGGGCGGUUCAGGAUUCCGCUGGACGGUAGCCCGAUCGGCGAGCUCGAGGCGGCGCUGGACCCGGAGGAGCACGGCCGCGGCAUGGACAUGUGCAGCAUAAACCCCGCCUACGUCGGCAAGGAGUACCGCUACGCCUACGCCUGCGGGGCGCAGAGACCGUGCAACUUCCCCAACACGCUCACCAAGAUCGACCUGGUGGAGAAGACGGCCAAGAACUGGUACGAGGAGGGCGCCGUGCCGUCCGAACCCUACUUCGUGCCGCGCCCCGGCGCCGUCGAUGAAGACGACGGCGUGGCGAUAUCGAUGGUGAGCGCCAAGGAUGGCUCGGGCUAUGCGCUGGUUCUCGACGCCAAGACGUUCCAGGAGGUCGCGCGGGCCAAGUUCCCCUACGGGCUGCCCUACGGCUUGCACUGUUGCUGGGUGCCCAGGGACAACUAACACGCAUCGGGGAUCACGGCAAAACACACCUGAAAAUCAAUCGCAUCGGUCGACGAAAUAGUUCGUGUCUGCAUCUUGCACAGUGGAUCAGGGUGUCCAGUCGGCACUCGCGUACGUGGAUGUUUCUGUACUACAAAGAUAGAUAGUUUGCUAGUAGCUUUUUGUAAAAAAAGAAGGAAGAAAAUGGUAUACAUGUAGAUCUAUAGACAGAUGUGAGAUGUCGUAUACGUGGAACUGAAACUACAGGGGAACCUCUAGAAAAAACUGCAGGGAACUAGCUAGAGUACUUAGGCCAAGUCCGAUUGUCAGGGAUGUACGUAGUAGUGCGCAGCUGUAUGUGUACAUAUGUUUCCGUUCUCAGAUUUAAUUAUAGUGGUGUUCAGUGUGUAACAUGGAACUUGUGCAUGUAGGACAAGUCCCAUUCUCAGUGAGGUAGUAAAGCAGUAAUGUGUACAUAUCUGUCCGGCCGUUCUCGGAUUUAUAUA
Molecule: messenger RNA, 2258 nt
Organism: Lolium perenne
Lineage: Eukaryota; Viridiplantae; Streptophyta; Magnoliopsida; Poales; Poaceae
Product: carotenoid cleavage dioxygenase 8 homolog B, chloroplastic
Biological process (GO): carotene catabolic process
Cellular component (GO): chloroplast
Molecular function (GO): carotenoid dioxygenase activity
Source: RefSeq, a predicted model, not a curated record